This is a messenger RNA of Syngnathoides biaculeatus (alligator pipefish), 2323 nucleotides long. RefSeq names its product olfactomedin-4-like. Gene Ontology annotation, biological process: signal transduction. The transcript has 8 exons. The record is from RefSeq and is a predicted model, not a curated record. Lineage: Eukaryota; Metazoa; Chordata; Actinopteri; Syngnathiformes; Syngnathidae. Bases 667 to 2097 code for a protein of 476 amino acids.
AUUGUACAUUUGUAGAAGGGUUUUCCCGAUUUUUUUAGGUCAACUUUGGGGGUGUGAAUUAUACUUCUGGGUGCAUUAUACUCGAGAAAUUACGGAGUUGAUGGCAUGGACAUAAAGGCAUGUUCUUUGCAAGGUGGCCUCCUAUUUAGGGUGUCUCUUUUGCUUUCUUUGCAUACAUUGACAUGCGACAUAGGGCAAAAUUAGAGGUAGUGAAGGCUAAACAAGAGGAAUAUCAAGAUGGCGCCUACCAACGUUCGGCACGUUCUCCCUGGUAUUGUUUAUGUUUGUGUGUUUUUUGGGCAUUUUGGGACUCAAGUACACAAGACAGGACUUGCUAACUAUCAGAGAGUCUUCUCCGGACUUUUUUUCAUCAACUCUUGCCAUCUCGCUGAAUCUUUUUCUAGAGUUGCUCGUUGACGCGCUCUUCAAAGCCUCACACGAGGACGCGAACCGGUACACAAGUUUGCCUGGGAAAGAGGUGACAACGACCAACGCUUUCGACGAUCCAUCUUGUGAAAUUCAGCUCCUGAUUAAGACCUGCCAAGACUUUGGACGUUCUGCGGCUUUGUGCUUCACGGAGACUUGGCUUUGUGGACGAGUGCCCGAUGUCGUCAUCACGCUCCCCGGCUUUCUCCUCCAUCAUGCGGACCGUGUCACUGAGCUAACAUGAAAAUUGAAAGGUACACCAGGUUGGACAUGAAAGAAGGAGAAAAGGAUCUCAACAGGUUGGCCAGACAGAGGGAUAGAGAUGGGAAAGAUGUGCAGCAGCUAAAUUUACAAGAUCGCUGUACGUGUGAGCUGACCAACAAAGAGAAGCCAUUCCCUCAGGAGACACUGAAGUCAGUGAACGACAAGGCAUUAAAUUGCUCUCAAAAUGUCACCCCUCAGAAGGCACUGGAACUUGAAAGUCUGAUGCUCGGUUUGAAGCUCCGUUUGCCCCAACUUCUAAAAGAUGUUUCAAUACUGGAGAAGGAGGAUGAUGGGGAGCUAUAUGGAGCUAUCAGCCUCCAGGUGAUUGAGAAUGAGCUCACUGAGAUCAAACGUAUGGUUAACAGUCUGAACAGAACCACCAAAGGACACCAAUACAUUGCCACUGGCUCUGAAAGAGAGCUGGUGGAACUGAGAGCAGAGCUGCAAGAGAUGGAGCAGUAUGAUACCUUUCAGGUAGAAAGGCAACGUAAAGACAACCAGCGCCUGAAGAGAGCACUGGACGAGUGCAGGAUUGAACGUGAACACAAAACACAGCCCACAGAUCAUCCAGAAAGUUUCUGUCCCCAUGGUCGCUUUGUCAACAUUACCGGGCCUGGGUUCUACUCGACAGGAAAUGCUCCUGCCACCUACAAGUAUGGAGGCUGGGGCCGUGACCCCAAACCAGGUUUAGGGAAAGAGAAGUGGUAUUGGAGAGUGAUGCUGACCAACAGCAAUAGAUAUGGCCACUAUAUCAGUUUCUACACCAGCCUGAGUUCUCUGACUGUAGGAAUAAACACACCAGGUAAUGCCCAGAUUCAUCCAGCCAAUCCAACGACCAACACCAUUCAGGGACCAAAUGUUGUUCUGUAUGGCGAGGCCUUAUACUACAACUGUUAUAACAGUGAUCAACUUUGUCGUUUCAACAUAACAUCCAAAACCAUUUCCAACCUACAGUUACCCAAAGGCACCAGGUUCAAUUCUAAGGCAAACUUUUGCCAUAUAGAUGAAUGCUACCCGUACACCGACUUUGACAUGGCAACAGAUGAGUCAGGUGUGUGGCUCAUUUACAGCACCACACAAAACUACGGUAAUCUGGUUUUGUCCAAGGUGGAAGAAGGAGAUCCACCUAUGCUCAGCCAAACUUGGCACACCUCAAUCUAUAAACAGGGGGUUACCAACACUUUCAUGGCCUGUGGCAUCCUCUAUGCUACACGCUAUAUAAGUCAGGAUAUGGAAGAGAUCUUCUACUCAUUUGAUACCUCAACCGGAGUGGAGAGGUUCAACCUUGGUAUUUUCAUGAACAAGAUGUGCCCUAAUAUUUUAUUCCUGAAUUACAGCCCAGUUGACCAGAUGUUGCAUGUCUACUGUGAUGCUAAUAUGGUCUCCUACAAGGCAUUGUUUGAAUAAAUAAAUACUGCGAACAUUAGCCAUAGAAUCUGAUUAUACAGUUACUUCCAUGUGCAUAAGAAUGUGUCAAUAAAAGAUCUUGAAAGGUGAUCAAACACAACAAAAACUUCCACAUAUAUCGUACAAAAAGUAAGGAAGUUUAUGUUUGGUACAUGAUUUUGUUGUUGUUGUUGUGACUAUACUAUUUGGUAAUAAAUCUUAUAUAACUGGAAAACCUGUUACAAUU